Zygotorulaspora mrakii is the source of this 951-nucleotide messenger RNA. RefSeq names its product 25S rRNA (uracil2843-N3)-methyltransferase (gene BMT6). Lineage: Eukaryota; Fungi; Ascomycota; Saccharomycetes; Saccharomycetales; Saccharomycetaceae. Bases 1 to 951 code for a protein of 316 amino acids. The transcript has a single exon. The record is from RefSeq and is a predicted model, not a curated record.
AUGAGCGGACACCCAAAGUCAUCACAAUUGAAGGUGCAUCACGAAGAUACUGUUGCUCCAGAAGAUAUAGUUGACUUAUUCAAAAUUGCCUUUAUUGCUGAGCUCUACAGCAACGAUGAGCUUGCGGAUUUACAAUCUCAAAUACAAACUGUAAAGGCAGACCUCUACAACAGGGACUAUACUUCAGCAUUUGGCAAUGAUUCCAAGAGAAUAGCUUACUGUUGCAGGUGGUCCCCUUCCCGUGCAACGGCUUAUGCAUCAUUAUUUGCCCAUUUGAAAGAAGUAUCAAACGUGAUGCGAUGCACUGAUGGCGAUAAAAAUAUAUUAUGUGUCGGCGGUGGAGCUGGUGGAGAACUAGUAGCUUUGGCUAGUUUGUUCGCUCCCUCAAGGAAUUUUAAGGCCAAGUACUCAAAAGUAGCCACUGAAAAGUACAGCUUAAACAUCCAUCUUGUUGAUAUCAGUGAUUGGUCAAACGUUGUUAGUAGACUGUCCGAAGCAAUACGACAAAGAUGGCUUUAUGCAGGUGAAUCAGAAUUUUUCAACAUACAAUUUUCUAAGCAAGACAUACUUACGUCAGAUCAUAUGACGUUGGGUCUGGCAAAGCUGGAUUUUAUCUCUCUUUUAUUUACUACAAAUGAACUAUUUGCCGAAAAUAAGGCACAGAGCAUCCGCCUGCUACAAACCUUCAAUCAGUACUGCAAAUCCGGAUGCUAUUUGCUGAUAACAGAAAGUGCAGGUAGCUAUUCUCAUAUCACUGUGGGUACUAAAAAGUUCCCAAUUCAGUUUUUAAUUGAUACUGUUUUAAUGGGUAAAAGAGGUGAAGAAACAAACUCUCCCUGGACUCUUGUGCAAGAGAGUGAUAGCACAUGGUACCGUGGAGAUCCACAACUAGAUUACCCCAUGAAACUAGAGAAUAUGAGGUUUUUCUACCGGUUAUAUAAAAAGGUAUAA